GGUCAGUGUUCGGGACAUUUGGAUAACCUUUAUUGGCGGCACAGUUGUAUUAAGUUUUCUUGAAAAUGCCUAACACGAAGGGAGAUGCCAUGCGGGGUUUAGCCGUUUUUAUCUCUGAUAUCCGAAACUGUAAAAGUAAAGAAAGCGAAAUACGCCGCGUCAAUAAGGAGCUCGCAAAUAUUAGAUCAAAAUUUAGAGGUGAUAAAACACUUGAUGGUUAUCAGAAAAAGAAAUAUGUCUGUAAAUUGCUCUUCAUAUUUCUUUUGGGGCACGAUAUUGAUUUCGGACACACUGAGGCAGUCAAUCUGCUUUGCUCAAACCGAUAUACAGAAAAGCAAAUAGGGUAUUUAUUCAUAUCUGUACUCAUCAAUGAAUCACACCCACUCAUGAAUUUGGUUAUUUCACGUCUUAAGGAUGACCUGAAUAGCCGGAAUCCUGUGUUUAUGAAUCUUGCAUUGCAAUGCAUCGCCAAUAUAGGGAGUCGUGAAAUGGCUGAAAAUUUUGCAGACAAGAUCCCUAAAUUACUUGUAUCAGGUGAUACAAUUGACUCCAUCAAACAAAAUGCUGCUCUUUGUCUUCUGAAGUUGAUUAGGGUUGCUCCUGAACUGAUUACAUAUGAUGAUUGGACUGUUAGAGCCAUGCAUCUGCUUAAUGACCAACAUUUGGGUGUUGUGACAUCGGCCGUUAGUCUGAUCGAUGCUUUGGUGAAAAGAAGUCCAGAAGAACACAAAGGAUGUGUAUCUCUUGCUGUUUCACGCCUUAGCAGAUUAAUAACAUCUUCUUAUACUGACCUACAAGAUUAUACCUACUACUUUGUUACUGCUCCGUGGUUAUCUGUCAAGUUACUACGUCUACUUCAGAACUACCCACAACCAGAGGACACUACGGUUCGUGCUAGACUUGCUGAGUGCCUCGAUACUAUUUUGAAGAAAGUUCAAGAAGCUCCAAAAUCAAAGAAAGUACAACAUCCAAAUGCUAAAAAUGCUGUUCUUUUUGAAGCUAUCAAUCUUAUAAUCCAUAUGGAUUCUGAUCCCAAAUUACUUGUCCGUGCUUGUAAUCAGUUAGGACAGUUCCUACAACACAAGGAGACCAAUCUACGUUACUUAGCUCUUGAAUCAUUAUGCUUGUUGGCUACGAGUGAAUUCAGUCACGAGGCAGUCAAGAAACAUCAGGAAACUAUUGUAAAUGCACUCAAAAGUGAACGGGAUGUUUCAGUUCGUCAAAGAGCUGUGGAUCUCUUAUAUGCUAUGUGCGAUCGAACUAAUGCUCAAGCUAUUGUAGGGGAGAUGCUCAGCUACUUGGAAGUAGCGGAUUAUGCUAUCCGUGAGGAGAUGGUUUUAAAGGUUGCUAUCUUGGCGGAAAAAUACGCCACUGACUAUUCUUGGUAUGUGGAUACUAUACUGAACUUAAUAAGAGUUGCUGGUGAUUAUGUUAGUGAUGAAGUUUGGCAUCGUGUCAUCCAGAUUGUUAUAAAUCGUGAAGACGUACAAGGAUAUGCGGCAAAGACAGUGUUUGAGGCACUCCAAGCUCCUGCAUGUCAUGAAAAUAUGGUUAAAGUUGGAGGAUAUAUUUUGGGUGAAUUUGGCAAUCUGAUUGCAGGGGACCCAAGAUCAGCACCUAAAGUACAAUUCAAUUUAUUGCAUAGUAAAUUUCAUUUAUGUACUCCAACUACACGUCAACUAUUGUUGUCCACGUAUAUGAAGUUUAUCAAUUUGUUUCCAGAAAUUAAGUCCGAUAUACAAUCUGUACUACAAAAUGACAGUAAUUUACGUAGUUCCAAUGUAGAAAUACAGCAACGAGCUACUGAAUAUUUAGCGCUAUCGCGAAUCGCCACUGACGACGUAUUGGCUACUGUUCUAGAAGAAAUGCCACCUUUCCCAGAGCGUCAUUCCAGUAUUUUAGCUAAACUUAAGGCUAAAAAUCCUAAUACUGAUGGUACAAUAUCAAAAUCGGAAGCUAUUGGGGAAAGUUAUGCUUUGAAUUCAACCAAAAUCGAUCAUGAUAAUAAUCACGAUGUUAAUCGUGAAGCAGAUUUACUCAAUUUCGGCAAUCCUGGUACUGUAUACAAUGAAGUCCAGUCAAAACCAAACGGAUCAUCUAGUCUAUUAGUUGAUAUAAUGGGCAAUGGUUUGGCUUCUCCUCAUGCCAGUGGUGAUCAAUACAUAAAUCAUAAAGAAUUCACAAACUUUUUGACAAGACAUAAUGCAAUAUUAUAUGAGAAUUCUCUUAUUCGUAUUGGUAUUCGAAUGGAAUCUUGUGGUCAGUUUUGUCGUUUAGGUGUAUUCUACGGGAACAAAUCUCCUCAUCCAUUCACAGUGUUUUGUUCUCAAGUCACUUGUCCAGAUGCAAUGGAUGUGAACGAAUUGGCUAAAGCUAUUUCCAUUGAACUUCAACCUGGUCCUGAUCGAAUUGAAGCAGGGACACAAGUUCAACAAACAUUAAAUGUUGAAUGUUUACGUCCUUUUACUGAAAUAGUAAAACUUGAUGUUUCUUAUUUAUGUGAAGACUCGAAACAACGUUAUGCUCUUAUGCUUCCAGUAACAUUAAAUAAGUUCCUUCAGCCUGCAGAGAUGGAUCAAGCAACAUUUUUCUCUCGGUGGAAAUUAUUGUCUCAACCUGGACGAGAAUGUCAAAAAAUUAAUCCUCCACUGUUCUCAUUAGAAACAUCUUUCUUAAGGACCACUACUAAAAACUUUGGGUUUGGUUUAUUGGAUGGAAUUGAUCCUAAUCCAAAUAAUGUUGUUGGUGCAGGUAUUGUUAUAACUAGUAGUCAACAAGUUGGUGUACUACUUCGAUUGGAACCGAAUACACAAUUAAAGAUGUAUUGCCUUACUAUUCGCAGUACACGAGAAAUCGUCUCAUCUCAUUUAGCCAAACUCAUUGAACAAUUGAUCUAAAUUGAAUAGUUGUGUCAUCAUUGUUACUAUUGUUGUUUAUAUUCAAUUAAUAAUCUGAUCAAUUUUAAUGCGUCUAUGAUGGACCAAUUCAGUGGAACAUUCUUUAUAAUUUAUAUUGCAAUGUGGUUUCAUCUUGGCAAAAAAAAUAGAUUUAUAACAUUAAUAAUGUUGAUAAGCAAUGAGAAUUCUUUAUCAUUCCCAUUAUAUAUAUAUCGUUGUUAUUAAUGUCGUUGCCGUUGUUGUUUUCUCUUUUGAUAAAAACAUAAGACAAAUAUGUUUUCUACUUUGUUCUUAGAAUAAAAAACUCACUAGUUUUACAUGCGCAUGUGUAUGUGCAUUCCUGAUUGAAUUGUAUUUAAUUUACUCAUUUCUGUUUUAUGCUAGGUUUUCUUUCAUCUUUCAUCUCUCUAUGCCUAUACCUCUUCUGUACUGUUUGAUUAUUUAGUUUAACUUAUAUCUACCUGUCUACUUAAUUACUUGUAGAAUAUUAUUUAUUAGUUAGUUUUCAAUCUGUUUAUGAUUAUUUUAGUCAUUACUUGUUUAUUAUUUCAUGGUAUUCUAUGAUAAUAGUAAUAAUAACAAUGUUCUGUUUUGCGUGUUCACCAUAUUAUGACAUGUAGUCAUCAUAAUCAUCAUCGUUAUCACCUAAUUUCAAUGAGGAUUAUUUUUUGUUACCAUCUAUUAAUCAUCUAUAUUCAUUCAGUCACUGAUACAUGUGUUAAUUGGCUUCACCAAAUUCAUUCAUCAAUCACUCCAUAUUCAUUGUGAUUUAUUUUGCAUUUCUAUAAAUACAAAGUUAGACAAUUAAUUUUUUUUUAAAAACAAAAAUUAUAAUUAUUUCCAAUUGUUUGCUCUAUUAUAAUUGUCAUCGUUUCACUACACUGAUGAUGAUGAUAAUCAUUAUUAUUAUUAUUAUGGAAAUUAUCAAACAAUGUGAUUCUUUUUCUCUCCCUUCUUAUUUAUCUUUGUUACUGUUGCUUUUAUGUUAGGAUCCGAAAGUGUUGAAGCAUAUUAUUUAUUGUUCGUGAUUUUAUAUAUAUAUAUAUAUAUAUAU
Schistosoma margrebowiei is the source of this 3951-nucleotide messenger RNA. Lineage: Eukaryota; Metazoa; Platyhelminthes; Trematoda; Strigeidida; Schistosomatidae. The record is from the annotation of a GenBank genome assembly.